This is a messenger RNA of Cryptomeria japonica (Japanese cedar), 1523 nucleotides long. RefSeq names its product phosphoribulokinase, chloroplastic. The transcript has 4 exons. NCBI's taxonomy places the organism in Eukaryota, Viridiplantae, Streptophyta, Pinopsida, Cupressales, Cupressaceae. Bases 183 to 1370 code for a protein of 395 amino acids. Gene Ontology annotation, cellular component: cytoplasm; chloroplast. Gene Ontology annotation, biological process: carbohydrate metabolic process. Gene Ontology annotation, molecular function: ATP binding; phosphoribulokinase activity. The record is from RefSeq and is a predicted model, not a curated record.
CCCGACGACACGUGUCUUGUUAUCUCUUGAAACAAAAAUUGAACGUAUGGGCGAUGUUUCGCUAGCAAAACCCAACAAAAAGCCCCCAUUGUUAUCUCCCACUGAAACCCAUUCUUGCAGUUGCAGGUCCUCCAUUCCAAUCCCUCUCCUCCACGGCCACAUAAAGAGAGAGGAGAUAAAACAUGGCCUGCCCAGCCCCCACAACAGGCCUCCACAGAUCAUCAUCUCUGUCGCUGGCUUCCCAAUUCUGUUCCAAACCUCCUUCCACCUUCUGUUCAAGAAGAGGCAGAAGAGGAUCUGUGGUCAUAUGCUCAGUAUCCGGUGAAAAGACCGUGGUGAUAGGCCUUGCUGCUGAUUCAGGAUGCGGCAAGAGCACCUUCAUGAGGCGCUUAACCAGUGUGUUUGGAGGGGCAGCAGAGCCCCCCAAGGGUGGUAAUCCUGACUCCAACACUCUCAUCAGUGACACCACCACUGUCAUCUGCCUUGAUGACUAUCACUCUCUUGACAGAUUUGGGAGAAAAGAGAAGGCUGUCACUGCUCUAGACCCCAAGGCCAAUAACUUUGAUCUCAUGUAUGAGCAGGUUAAGGCUAUCAAGGAGGGCUCCCCUGUUAUGAAACCCAUUUACAACCAUGUUUCUGGUCUCCUUGAUCCUCCAGAGGAGAUUGUUCCUCCCAAGAUCCUUGUCAUUGAAGGCCUUCAUCCCAUGUUCGACGCACGAGUCAGAGACUUGCUGGACUUCAGUAUAUAUUUGGACAUCAGCAAUGAGGUCAAGUUCGCCUGGAAAAUUCAGCGUGACAUGGCAGAACGUGGGCACAGUCUAGAAAGCAUCAAAGCCAGCAUUGAAGCUCGGAAGCCAGACUUUGAUGCUUACAUUGAUCCACAGAAGCAAUAUGCAGAUGUUGUGAUUCAAGUCUUGCCUACACAGCUAAUUCCUGAUGACAAUGAGGGGAAGGUCUUGAGGAUUAGGAUGGUGAUGAAAGAAGGGGUCAAGUACUUCAAUCCAGUCUACCUGUUUGAUGAGGGUUCCACAAUCUCCUGGAUUCCCUGUGGUAGGAAGUUGACAUGUUCAUAUCCUGGCAUCAAGUUCUUCUAUGGCCCUGACGUUUACUACGACAAUGAGGUGUCUGUUCUGGAGAUGGAUGGGCAGUUUGACAGACUAGAUGAAUUAAUAUAUGUGGAGAGUCACUUGAGCAACAUAUCGACGAAAUUCUAUGGAGAAAUCACUCAGCAGAUGUUGAAACAUUCUGAUUUUCCAGGAAGCAACAAUGGCACUGGACUCUUCCAAACCAUAGUAGGACUUAAGAUCCGAGAACUGUUUGAGCAGAUCACUUCAGAGAGAAAAGCUUCUUUGAAAGCAACUAAAGUCUAGAAUUAAAUUUUCAAUGUACAAUAAAAUCUGACGACAUUAUGUUGUUCUUGUUAGAAUAUGAAAUCAUAUUGAAUCUUUGUAGGUGGUCGUGGAAUCCUCGGAUAUAAUAUAAAAAAACAAUUUAAAAGCAAAAAUACUAUCCAAGUUUCUUUC